UGAAAUUCUCAUAAUGUAUGAAAACAAAGGAAAGCGCGGCUUGUCUGCUCAUUUCAGCGGGAAACCACAACAACAAACGACGUACUCUUCAAAAUACGUGUCGAUGUGUUGGAUUUCAUUGUUUUUGUUUGUGCACUCGUCAUUUCCAGCUCAUCAAGAUGCCAGAAAUAAUGAUAAGAAAUGUCCCUGUGCAUUUCCCAUUUGAGCCAUAUGAUGUUCAACGCGCAUACAUGGAGAAGGUCAUAGACUGUCUUCAAUCGGGUGCUCACGGUAUGCUUGAGUCACCAACAGGAACCGGUAAAACACUGAGCUUGCUUUGCUCUACUCUGGCAUGGCUAUCACUGAAGAAGGCUCAAGUGCAAGCCAUGAGAAUGACUAAGGAUGAAAGUGCAUUCUUAGAUGAAUUGAAAGACAGUCUUUCUAGUGCUGCAGGCAGUGCCCCACCAAAUCAAUCUACGUCCUGGGGGGGAAGACUUGGUCCGAAAAUUAUUUACUCCUCCCGUACUCACUCUCAGCUGUCACAAGCUGUACAAGAACUGAAGCGCACUAAUUAUGCUCAUGUAAAAAUGGCCAUAAUUGGCUCCAGGGAUCAGUUGUGUACGCACCCUGAUGUUUCUAAAGAAGAAAAUACCUCAGUGAAGAUUUCUAUGUGCCAAGCAUUAGUCAAAGGUCGUGCUUGUUAUUUGCAUCGUAAUAUUGAAAGAAAAAAAGAUGACCAUGCAUUUACUGAUGCUGGUGUAAUGGACAUAGAGGACCUUAUUAAAGUCAGUGAAAAACUAAAAGUGUGUCCCUACUUCAUGUCACGGGAGCUGAAGCAGUCAGCUGAUAUUAUUUUUAUGCCAUACAAUUAUUUGUUAGAUCCCCGUACUCGCCGGCAGCAAGAUGUUGAUAUAGCUAACAGUAUUGUAAUUCUAGAUGAGGGUCACAAUGUGGAGAAAAUAUGUGAAGAGUCUGCCUCUUAUAGUCUCACCAGCACAGAAGUUGCUAUGUGCAUAACUGAAAUCACAGAGGUCAUGAAAAUCUUUGCUGAGAAUCCUGUUAUGGAUUUUGGUGAUCCUGAUUCAGAUAAAAAGAAAGACUUCACAGAAAAUGAAUUAAUCAUGAUGAAGGAAAUGCUCUUGAAUUUGGAGAAAGUAAUUGAUGACAUUCCUCUUACCCAGAAAGAUAAAACUGAAGCACCGUUUCCUGGAGAAUACAUUUUUGAUCUGCUAGGCAAGGCUACAAUCACUACAGAAACAUAUCCACUUUAUUACAGUCUAGUUGAACAAAUUGUCCAGUAUCUCAAUGCUUUGCGUGAUAGCACUGAUGGCCCUUUCCAAAGAACAGGAGCUAGUCUAGAAAAACUUGCUAAUUUUUUUAGGACUGUUUUCUAUUUUGAAAGAAAGACAUAUGAAGAACAUGUUGGGUCAGUGCGAGAGUGUUACAAAGUUUUUGUUACUCUAGAGAAACCUAAACCCACUUUUAGAAAGAAUUCAUGGCUUUCAGCCACUAACAAUGAUACCAAACCUGGUGGAAAAGUUGUUAAUUUUUGGUGUUUUAAUCCUGGAUAUGGCAUGAAAGGUCUCUUAAAUCUGGGAGUUCAUUCCAUAAUUGUAACAAGUGGUACUUUGUCACCACUUCCUCCAUUAAUUUCUGAACUUGGGAUUCCAAUCAACAUUACUUUGGAAAAUAAGCAUGUUAUCACCAAAGAACAGGUUUUUGUUAGUGUGAUACGAAGUGGGCCAGACAAUGAGCCUCUCAUAUCAACAUUCAAGAACAGAGGUAAUGAUGCCUAUUUGACUUCUUUGGGACGCACCAUUGCCAACUUUGCAAGAAUUAUUCCAGAGGGUCUUUUAGUGUUUUUCCCUUCAUACACUGUCCUCAAUCAAUGUAAAGAACACUGGGAACAAUCUGGUAUUUGGAAUCAGAUAUUUUCUCAGAAGGAAAUUUUUGUUGAGCCCCAAGGCAAAAGGCAAUUGAAAGAAGUCAUGGACAACUAUUAUUCUCGUAUAUAUCAGCCCGGAUCUAAAGGGGCUUGUUUCCUUGCUGUCUGUCGUGGCAAAGUUUCUGAAGGUCUGGACUUUGCCGAUCAGAAUGGACGUGCUGUUAUCCUGACAGGCCUGCCGUACCCUCCAUUCUAUGACCCUAGGGUUGUCAUGAAAAGAGAGUACCUUGACAAAAACAAAAAGAAGGUAACAGGCCAUAACUGGUACCAACUUGAAGCUACUCGAGCUGUCAAUCAGGCUGUUGGAAGAGUAAUCCGUCACCGUAAUGAUUACGGGGCUGUGUUGUUUUGUGAUAGUCGUUUUGCUGAUCCUCAAGUAAAACAGCAAAUGUCUGCCUGGUUAAGACCUUAUAUUCAGACACCAAAUCAGUUUGGAGCGGUCACACGUGGUCUGUGUCAAUUCUUUAAAAACGCAAGAGAAACACUUCCCCAACCAGCCAAAAAAGAAAUGUCUGUUGCAUGGGAUGAGGUUUCCAAUGAACCUGUAGUGAGAAAGGCAGUGUCUGCCGCCUUUGAUACGACAGCAACCUGGAAGGCAAAGCCAAACAAGUCUGUAGGGAAUUUCAAUUGGUACAGCCAAGAUAGAACACCAUCCAAAAACUUACCCUCUAGUUCCGUGUCCUCUGCAUCUCCUAGUACUAUUUCUUCCCCGUAUACCCAAUCUACUAAAGUCUCUAAACAGCCCAAGAAUACCAUAAAAAGUAUGUUUGGUGCUCUGGAUCAGUCUGUUGAGGUAAUUGAUUUUAACUCUGUUGAGGCUGUGCCAGACACUCCUGUAACCAGCUCAUCUGCUGACAAAACACUCUUGGAUUGCACCAACCAGACCUUAAGCCCCAUAAGAAAUGAAAGUGCCCCGCCUGAACCCAAACGGAGGAAAUUGAGGGUAAUGGGUGUUCCACUCAAUUUUGAGCAGGCCACAUCAAGUAGUGCAAGUGCCUCAGAGAGCUCUGAAGGGAAUGACCGUAAAAUUCAAAUGAUGGCCUACCUUAAACAUGUGAAGUCCAAGUUGACAGCAGCUCAAAUGCAGGAGUUCAACUUGGCUGUUAGAUCUUAUUCAAGAAGCUCUGAUUACCAACAGCUUAUUGAAAUAUUAGACAGACUGUUUAGUGAUUCCAGCCUAUUUACUUGUUUAAAAGGGUUUGAUACAUACAUAAAAUCUGCUCACAAGAGUGCCUUUGCUGAUUUCUGCCAGAAAAAAUUAAAUUCUCAGUAGUUAUAGAUUUUGGGAGUUUAAAAUUUUACUCAGCAUUUUUUAAAAAAAUUUCCCUGAUUGGAACUUUGUAUUUACUGAAUCACCUGUAAAGAUUGUCCCAUUAACAGGGUAAUAUUGGGUUCUGCUAGUUUUCCUUGAUAAUGUUUUUCUUAGGUUUAUUUUCUCAAUUUUGUUAUCUUUGAAAGAUUUUGAAACAUUGACAUAUUUUUUUAAAUGAUUUUUUUUUAGAAGGUUGAUUGUUAUUGUGAAAAGAAGAACUAUUGUUUCAUGUUCUUAAAUAGUUGUUUCUGGCAUGAAUUGAUCUAUUUUUACUAUGUGACCGGCAGGAUCAUCAUGUGUGUGUAUUGAUAGCAUAUUUUUCACCCAGUGCAAACUGCAUAUAAAAUAUUAUGAAAUAAUUCUG
Frankliniella occidentalis (western flower thrips) is the source of this 3600-nucleotide messenger RNA. It is a transcript of the gene Rtel1, whose product is annotated as regulator of telomere elongation helicase 1 homolog. The coding region runs from base 18 to 3197 and encodes 1059 amino acids. Gene Ontology annotation, biological process: DNA repair; DNA recombination; DNA replication. Lineage: Eukaryota; Metazoa; Arthropoda; Insecta; Thysanoptera; Thripidae. Gene Ontology annotation, molecular function: DNA binding; ATP binding; hydrolase activity, acting on acid anhydrides, in phosphorus-containing anhydrides. Gene Ontology annotation, cellular component: nucleus. The record is from RefSeq and is a predicted model, not a curated record. The transcript has 17 exons.